Juglans microcarpa x Juglans regia is the source of this 1210-nucleotide messenger RNA. RefSeq lists its product as uncharacterized. NCBI's taxonomy places the organism in Eukaryota, Viridiplantae, Streptophyta, Magnoliopsida, Fagales, Juglandaceae. The transcript has 3 exons. The record is from RefSeq and is a predicted model, not a curated record. The coding region runs from base 1 to 966 and encodes 321 amino acids.
AUGGCUCAACCUCCACCUAUUGUGCCUCCACCUACCGUGAACCCAGAUCGUCCUUCAAACCCUUAUUACCUCCAUUAUUCGGAGAGUCCAGGCGCAAUGCUUGUUUACCAACCCCUUUCUGUUUCAGGGGACAAUUACCAUUCUUGGCAUCAAUUCAUGCUCAUUGCUUUGGAAGCCAAAAACAAGCAUGUUUUUCUUGAUGGAACUCUUGCUUGUCCUAAUCAUAAUAACUCUCUUUUUGGAGCUUGGUGCCGUUGCAACAAGAUGAUUUUCUCUUGGCUUUUAAAUGUUGUUUGCAAAGAAAUUGCCAACAAUGUUUUAUACAUUGCCAAUGCCAAAGAAGUUUGGGAUGACUUGAGAGAUCGUUUCUCUCAAGCUCAUGGCCUACGAAUAUUUCAACUUCAGAGACAAAUGUUUGGUCUCUCUCAAGGGGCUCUUUCUGUUUCUGUCUAUUUCACUAUUCUCAAAGGGUUGUGGGAUGAACUCAGUAACUACAAACCCCACCUUGUAUGUUCAUGUGGUGCCCUCAAAGAAGUUGUUGCUACUCAACACUUUGAAUAUGUCAUUCAAUUUUUCGUUGGUCUUAAUGAAUCAUUUUUAGCUGUUAGAGCUCAGAUCCUUCUUAUGGUACCCCUCCCACCCAUUAAUCAAGUUUUUUCUCUAGUCCAUCAAGAGGAAAGACAACGAGAGAUUCUUCUCACCCCUCCUAUGGAACCUAUAGCUCUUUUAUCUCGACAAGACUAUACCAAAGCUAAUAGACAACCUUUCUCUCGUGCCAAAGAAAGACCUCUAUGUAGCCAUUGUGCAUCCACUAUGUCCUUCACCACUGAGCAGUACCAGCAGCUGAUUUCUCUGUUGAAUUCAAACUCUGUGAAGCCCACAGAUUCUACUACUCAGUCUGCCAAUCUAGCAUUUUCUCACAAUAUCUCAGAACCUUACCAGCAAGAGAAUGAUUGGAGUGGGUGAAGAGCGAGAUGGCCUAUAUUUCUACAAACAAGCAACCAUGAAUAACUUUAUUUCUAGUACUACAGUUAAACCAUAUCUUUUUUAUUUAUGGCAUUUCAGACUUGGGCACAUUUCUACUUCCAGAAUCAGGUUGUUACAAAAAUUAGACUCCAAUAUUACUUACUCAAACUCCUUUCAUUGUAAUACUUGUCCUCUAGCAAAACAAAAACGUCUCCCUUUUAAUGUUAGUAAUUCUAUUGCUUCU